CUAUAUCUUCUCCAUGAUCUGCAUAACAAAUUAGAUAAUCUGAAUCCUUCAAUCAAGCCUUUUCUUAGUACUUCUAAAGCAAAAUAUACUCCUACUCAUUGCCAUAAGAGUACACAAGAUUUUAUUGACAAAAUCCAGCCACUAUUCUUAGUUUUAAGGAAGCAUCUGGAUGGAGCAGUUUCAAUGAUCAAAGAUGAAUCAGAGAGUUGUUCAGAUGACUGGAGUUCACAUUCAUCUUCUGCUGGCAACCCAGACAUACCAUAUGUGGUUGUCUCCAAGUCAUCAAUUAUGACUGUUGUAUGCAAGGAGAUUCUUGCCUGCUACAGGAAGUUACUUGGCAUUCCUGAUCUGUUGAAUCAACCAAACAUGUCAAUUCUGAAGCAACUUUUGCAGACUUUACAGCCAACUGAAAAUUUUGAUGAUGUUCUUUCCGAGUUCCAACCAUCUCUUGCUCCUUGCAAUGUUGAUUACCUGUAUUGUGGAGCAUGUAAAAUAUUGGAGGAUAUUAUGGAUUCAGUGUCCUCAUUUUCAUACCUUCUGUCUUCUGAUGUGUUAAUUACUAUACAAUCAAUUGUAAAUUCUGUUGUUGUGUUGUUGGACAAAUCUGGGGAACCAAAUGGGAAAAAUAUACACAUGGGAUGCUCCAAAGCAAUCAUUCCCUUUCUGCGAAAGCGUCUUGGAUACUCAGCUCAUAAGCUGCUCAGUGCUGAUUUCCCUAGCGAAGAUGCUGGAAAAGGAUGGCAGAGUAAAGGUGAUCUUAUACAGAAGAUAUUGCAAAUAUACCUCAGGAAUAGUGACUCUACUUCAGAUCUACUUGCUGAGAUAGGUCGUGAAUUGCCUAAGGAACCUUCGCUCAAAACAAAAGAUAACCAAGAUGUAUCGUAUGGUUUUCCAACAUUGUGUUCCUCCACUAUUACCUCUUGGUACCGUGUGCUUCACGAGGAGAACACAAGGAGUUUAAACAAGACGAUCAAACAAGCACUGAAGGCUAGAGGAUCAGUUGAUACUAUUCUUCAAGAGAUUCAGAAAUCAGUGGAUGCAUUUGUCUCUCUAAUAGGAAUGUGCAAGUCCCACGAAAAGGUUUCUAUGCAUGCAAUGGCAGUUAAACAUGGGGGGAAAUUUAUUGACACAUUUCUGAAAGCCUUCAACUUUCUAGAGAGACAAUUCAAGCAACAUAAUGACACCAUAGUUAAAAUGCUAAAACAACUCCAGAAAGGAACAAGAAUAAUCCAAUCCAUAUGUUCAGAUUCUAAGCACAAGGACUUGCAAGGCCAUGUGGUGAGCUCUCAGGCAUAUGGGAACGUGGAUGAGGAAGAUGAGGAGCAGACGGAGAUCGACUCCGACCUUCCAACUGAUGAGCAUGAUAAUGGCAAUGCCAUGGAGGAGGAUGCUGUGGAAGGAACAUCUCUGGUUAUCUGGAGUUGGCGGUGGCCUUUUCAUUCAUGGUUGCCUGCACUCAUCCUCGGAGGGUUGCAGCAAUGUCGGUCUCCAGGUGUGUGGUGGAGGGAGAUGGAUGUUACUAUUAGGGAAGAGCUCCAGCCUCCAGGCAUGCGCCAGUUUCGCCAGCAGUACACAGUGAGACUCAAGAGGAUGUGGGCCGUCGGGUGCGCCGACUGA
This is a messenger RNA of Zea mays, 1617 nucleotides long. RefSeq lists its product as uncharacterized. The transcript is spliced from 14 exons. The coding region runs from base 184 to 1617 and encodes 477 amino acids. Gene Ontology annotation, biological process: mitotic intra-S DNA damage checkpoint signaling; interstrand cross-link repair; double-strand break repair involved in meiotic recombination. Gene Ontology annotation, cellular component: condensed chromosome; nucleus. NCBI's taxonomy places the organism in Eukaryota, Viridiplantae, Streptophyta, Magnoliopsida, Poales, Poaceae. The record is from RefSeq and is a predicted model, not a curated record. Gene Ontology annotation, molecular function: DNA polymerase binding.